This is a messenger RNA of Phytophthora nicotianae INRA-310, 96 nucleotides long. RefSeq lists its product as hypothetical. The record is from RefSeq and is a predicted model, not a curated record. The coding region runs from base 1 to 96 and encodes 31 amino acids. The transcript is spliced from 2 exons. NCBI's taxonomy places the organism in Eukaryota, Oomycota, Peronosporomycetes, Peronosporales, Peronosporaceae.
AUGACCAACGUGUCGCGCCUUCGAGAGUACGAAGAGACUAAGCUUAUUGGAAUGAAGGAAAAGCAAAUGGGACUUGAGAUCAGUAAGGACAAGUGA